ACUAAUAAUUAUAAAAUACAAAAAAAUAGUUUUUUUUCCUUCUUUUCUCUCCGACCUCAUAAAAAUUUCAUACGCUCCGCUCUCCACUUCCUAAGCCCUUACCCCUCAAAACCCUAACUCUAUCCCCUUUCUUACAAUUCCGUCCCAAAUAUCGAUCAAAAAUCUCGUGGGGAGAAGCCGAUAGCCAUGAACGUUGCUGAUUCUAGGGACCAAGCCCUUUCUCUGCUCACUGCCGCGCUCAACCACUCUGAUUUGGCGGUGAAGCUUUCGUCUCUUAAACAGGCCAAGGACAUUCUUUCCUCUCUCGAUUCUUCUUCCGCCGCCGAACUCUUCCCCUACCUUUCCGACCUCCAGCGUUCUCCUCAUAGCCUCGUUAGGGGAUUUCUUGUCGAGAUAAUUGAAGAUAUUGGAUUAAAAUCAAUAGAGCAUUCGACUGUACUUGUACCGGUUUUAGUAACGUUUUUGAGGGAUGUUGACUCCAAUGUUGUGAAACAAUCCAUUGUUUGUGGCAUAAAUUUCUUCUGCAGUGUUUUGGAAGAACUGACAUUACAGUUUCAGCAGCACGGUAAAGUUGAUCAGUGGCUUCAAGAACUAUGGAUGUGGAUGGUUAGAUUCAAGGAAGGUGUGUUUUCCAUUGCAUUGCAGCCUGGUCCAGUUGGGAUAAAGUUGCUGGCUCUGAAAUUUUUGGAGAUGCAUGUCUUACUUUUUACAUCUGACAACGUUAACUCUGAAAAAUACAUUGAAGCUACCAGAGGAAGUAGACGGACUUUUAAUAUAUCAUGGCUAAGUGGGGGUCAUCCUAUUUUGGAUCCAGUUGCUGUAACAUCAGAUGCAAACAGGACACUUUAUAUUUUACUUGACAUGUUGCAAUCAGCCAGUAGUCUCCCUGGGUCUGUAACAAUCACUGUUGUCAAUUGUCUUGCUGCCAUAGCAAGAAGGAGACCCCUCCACUAUGGCACUGUUCUUUCUGCACUGCUCGAUUUUAAUCCAAACUUUGACAUGGUGAGGGAAUGCCAUAAAGCUAGUAUUCAAUACUCCCUGAGAACUGCGUUUUUGGGAUUCCUGAGGUGUACUAAUCCAGCUAUUGUAGAGUCUAGGGACAGAUUGCUUAGAGCUCUACGAGCAAUGAACGCAGGGGAUGCUGCUGAUCAAGUCAUCAGACAGGUUGAGAAGAUGAUAAAAAAUAGUGAGCGGGCUUCAAGGGAAAUUCAGUCUGUCAGGGAUGAUCAAGCAUCAAGCCAAGCAUAUGUUUUAGGGGAUGUGUCAAAGAAAAGAUCUAUGCCUCAGGAUAAUGAAGAACCAAUACAUAAUUUUGAGAUGGCGUCAAAGCGUAUUCGCUCUGGACCCAAUUCCCACUCAAUGCCACCCACUCAAAUAAAUGAUUCUGGGCAAGAUUUUUCUUCUGUCAAUGGAGGAUCUCCCAGUUUUCCUCUUUCAGAUGAUAAUUUAACUCCUGUUGAGCAAAUGAUAGCAAUGAUUGGUGCUUUACUUGCUGAAGGAGAAAGAGGUGCUGAAUCUCUUGAGAUUCUUAUUUCAAAAAUUCAUCCUGACCUGCUGGCAGAUAUUGUCAUCACAAAUAUGAGGCACUUGCCUAAAAGUCCUCCUUCAUUAACAAAGGUCGGGACAUUGCCUACAACUCAGCAAGCUGUACAUGUAAAUAGUCGGGCCCAAGUUCUGCCACCUCCUGCUUCAACAAAUUCCUUGCACACACCUGUUUCAACACCACAGUUGCCCUUUACUUCAGCUGCUACAAUCAGUUCAUCAAUAUCCGAUACAUCUGCUGUCAACAAUUUUGCUGCAGAUUCUAAACGCGACCCAAGAAGGGAUCCUCGUCGUCUAGAUCCACGACGGGCUGCUGUUUCUGUUGGAAUGUCAUGCUCACCUGUUCUGGAGGGCACUGGUGCUGCAAUGCCUGACUUUGAUUGUUCUAUUUCUAGUAAGCCUCUUUCAGUUCCAGCUGUUGAGAACCCUUCUUUGCGCCCGAUGUCUAACAUUCAAAGCAAUGAUAACACAAUAGAAGGUCCAUCAAUUACUAGUGUUGAGCAACCAGCUCCUGAAGGGGAUGUUGUGGGUGGUGCGGAAGACAUUGUUAACAUUCUAGAAGUCAAGACUUCCUCCAAUCAUGCAGUUUCUCCUUAUGUGGUUGAUGUAGAUUCAACUGAAAUGAAGGCAGACGUUGAAAUUAAACAUGAGACUGAAGAAUCAUCUUUUCCAGAGUCUGAUCAGAAUUUCCAGGCUUCUAUUACUGUAUUUUCUUUAGAUGAGACUGGUCGGGAUUUACCUGUGCCACCUCCAUAUGUUGAGCUAACUGAGGAGCUGGAAAGAAGUGUGAUAAAAUCAGCAGUUCAACAGAUCGCUGAGUCAUACCUGCAUCUUCAUUGGUCAGAUUGUAAUGAAAUGCGCAUGGCGUUACUUGCGCGGCUUGUUGGUCAGAUUGAUGCUGAUGAUGACAUUUUUGUCAUGUUGGGAAAACAAAUUGUUGUGGAUUACCGACAACAAAAGGGUCACGACAUUGUAUUGCAAGUUCUCUACCAUCUAUAUUCUCUCACAGUUUCAGAUUCACUUGACAACUCUUCAUAUUCUGCUGUUCUUUAUGAAAAAUUCCUCCUGGCAGUGUCCAAAUCUUUGCUGGACACACUUCCAGCCUCAGACAAGUCAUUUAGUAGGCUUCUUGGUGAAGUUCCGUUUCUGCCUGACUCAGCCUUGAAACUUUUAGAUGAUCUCUGCUCUUCUGAUGUGUUUGAUGUUGCUGGGAAAGAGGUUCGUGACGCUGAGCGUGUGACACAGGGCCUAGGUGUGGUGUGGAGUUUAAUUUUGGGACGUCCAAAUAAUCGGCAAGCCUGCUUAGGUAUAGCAUUGAAGUGUGCUGUUCAUUCUCAAGAUGACAUUCGUGGGAAAGCUAUCCGGCUGGUAGCAAACAAACUUUAUCAGCUGAGCUACAUUUCAAGGGAAAUUGAGCAAUUUGCAACAAAUAUGUUGCUGUCUGCUGUAGAUCAGAGAACGGCAGGUGCAGAGUCUUUGAAGUCUGGGUCUAUUGAUGAAAGAGGCGACAAGGAGGUUGGAAGUGGGGACACAUCUACUAGUGGCUCUCUACUUUCAGAGCCCCGAACUUCUGGAAUUGACUCCUCCAAUGCAGAAUCAACAAGUAAUAGUGCUUCAGUAGUGUCAUUUCCUGAAGCCCAAAGACUCAUUUCUCUGUUUUUUGCCUUAUGCACUAAGAAGCCUAGUCUUCUUCAACUCUCAUUUGAUAUUUAUGGGCGAGCGCCAAAAAUUGUAAAGCAGGCUUUUCAUCGCCAUAUACCUAUUGUAAUAAGAGCCUUAGGUCAGUCUGAUUCUCAGUUGCUUCAAAUAAUAUCCGACCCACCCCCAGGAAGUGAAAAUCUUUUGACACUGGUGCUGCAAAUACUGACCCAAGAGACAACUCCUUCUCCUGAUUUAGUUGCCACUGUGAAGCAUUUAUAUGAGACUAAGCUGAAGGAUGCUACCAUCCUUAUUCCAAUGUUAUCUUCACUUUCCAAGAACGAGGUGUUACCUAUUUUCCCUCGGCUUGUUGACCUUCCACUGGAAAAGUUCCAGCUUGCGCUUGCUCACAUAUUGCAGGGUUCAGCUCACACUGGUCCUGCCUUGACUCCUGCCGAAGUGUUGGUAGCCAUCCAUGACAUCGCUCCUGAUAAAGGUGGUCCUCCACUGAAAAAGAUAACAGAUGCUUGCUCAGCUUGUUUUGAGCAGCGCACGGUUUUCACACAGCAGGUCUUAGCAAAGGCCUUGAAUCAGAUGGUUGAUCAGAUCCCUCUUCCGUUACUUUUCAUGAGAACAGUUAUUCAGGCAAUUGAUGCUUUUCCUACCCUGGUUGAUUUUGUCAUGGAAAUCCUAUCCAAACUUGUGAGUAAACAGAUCUGGAGAAUGCCGAAAUUGUGGGUUGGAUUCUUGAAGUGUGUGGUUCAGACACAACCUCAUUCCUUUCCUGUUUUAUUACAGUUGCCUCCGCCACAGCUUGAAAGUACACUGAAUAAAUAUGGUAGUCUCAGAAGUUCCCUUGCUGCUUAUGCAAGCCAGCCAACUAUAAAAGGUUCACUGCCUAGAGCAACGCUUGCGGUUCUCGGUCUUGCAAAUGAGUCGCAUAUGCAGCAGCAGCAACCACAUCUGUCAAACUUGCAUUCUUCGGACACUUCUUCAGUUCAGGGGGCAACAUCAACAUAAGAAUUCAAAGACGGCUGUAAUGCUUGUAGAAAUUGAGCAGCAGGUGGAUGCCAAGAGUGUCACCAUGCAAGGGAUUUGGUACAGUUGAGGGAGGAUCGAAAGAAUGAAGGUUGCAUGUCAAUCGAGUAUGAGAAGGUGGUGGUAAAAUAAGAAAAUGAAGAAGGGGUGAGCAAUGAAGAGGAUGGGUCGGUUGCCUCCAGAUUGUACCAUAACACCACCAUAAUUGCCUUCACAAUUUUCCCCUUUGAGAGUAGCUUUAAAUUUUUUGUUAUAUGUAAAUUUAAUGUGUAUUAUUAUUAUAUAUAACAAGGGUUCCCUUGUUUUGCCCUAGGGAUCCACACUAUUUCAAUGUGGACUUUAAAGGGAAAUGAAAAUUGAAUGUCAGCCUCAGAAUGCUUUAAA
This is a messenger RNA of Gossypium arboreum, 4602 nucleotides long. RefSeq lists its product as uncharacterized. The record is from RefSeq and is a predicted model, not a curated record. The coding region runs from base 187 to 4200 and encodes 1337 amino acids. NCBI's taxonomy places the organism in Eukaryota, Viridiplantae, Streptophyta, Magnoliopsida, Malvales, Malvaceae. The transcript is spliced from 27 exons.